Molecule: messenger RNA, 3256 nt
Organism: Balaenoptera acutorostrata (minke whale)
Lineage: Eukaryota; Metazoa; Chordata; Mammalia; Artiodactyla; Balaenopteridae
Gene: STMN4
Product: stathmin 4
Exons: 7
Coding region: 156-803 (215 amino acids)
Biological process (GO): neuron projection development; regulation of microtubule polymerization or depolymerization; microtubule depolymerization
Cellular component (GO): cytoplasm; neuron projection
Molecular function (GO): tubulin binding
Source: RefSeq, a predicted model, not a curated record
GAGCAGUGGUGCUGAUGUGGAGAGAAGCCCAGGGUACCACUAAUUGAGGGAGUGAAGAAGGGAGCAGCUCACUUCUAACUGGACUGCAGUGUCCUGAGCUGGUGGCAGACCUGCCCUGACUUUCACUAGGACUCACCUCUCACAUUCCAGAAAACAUGACCCUCGCAGCCUACAAAGAGAAGAUGAAGGAGCUCCCGCUGGUGUCCUUGUUCUGCUCCUGUUUCCUGGCAGACCCCCUGAAUAAGUCAUAUAAAUAUGAAGGCUGGUGUGGGAGAGAGUGUAGGAGAAAAGAUGAAAGCCAGCGGAGAGACAGUACUGACUGGAGAGAAAGAAGAGAGCAGGCAGACACGGUGGACCUGAACUGGUGUGUAAUUUCCGACAUGGAAGUCAUCGAACUGAACAAAUGCACCUCUGGCCAGUCCUUUGAAGUCAUCCUGAAGCCACCCUCCUUUGAUGGGGUGCCCGAGUUCAAUGCCUCCCUCCCCAGGAGGCGAGACCCAUCGCUGGAAGAAAUCCAGAAGAAGCUGGAAGCGGCUGAGGAGAGAAGGAAGUACCAGGAAGCUGAGCUCCUGAAGCACCUGGCAGAGAAGCGAGAACAUGAGCGGGAGGUGAUCCAAAAAGCCAUUGAGGAAAACAACAACUUCAUCAAGAUGGCAAAGGAAAAACUGGCUCAGAAGAUGGAAUCCAAUAAGGAGAACCGGGAGGCCCACCUUGCCGCCAUGUUGGAACGGCUGCAAGAGAAGGACAAGCACGCGGAGGAGGUGCGGAAAAACAAGGAGCUGAAGGAGGAGGCCUCCCGGUAAAGCCCAGAGGCAAAGAAGUUUCCAGAACGGCCGGACAGCUCCAGCGGCUCCGCAGUUCCCGAGGCAGCCUCGCCUGCCGCUGGCUGCUCUCCCAGCACUGGGGUUUGGGGGGAGGGGGGUGGCCAGGGGCGUUUCCUCUGCUUUUGGUGUUUGUACAUGUUAAGAAUUGACCUGUGAAGCCAUCCUAUUUGUUUCAGGGGAACAAUGAUGGGGUGGGAGAGGGGAGAAAAGGAGCCGAGGUUUGGAAAGGGAGAUGGAGGACUCGUGGGCAUUUGCUACCCAGCCCAAGGCAAGUCCUCGGCUUUUCUUCACAGUGAGCAUCCGGGCACCGCCUUGAGGGAAGUUAAAAUCAGGCGGUAGAAUUCCGAGUGAAGGGCGGAGUCCUGGGUGGAGCGAGGGCUGCAGGGCGUGGCCGGAGACGCCAGCAGGGGGUGUGGGGGGGGGCCCUGCGGCUGGGGGAUGAGGUCUGAGUGUGUGUGUGUGGGUGUGUGCGCGUGCGUGUGUCCGUGCGUGUGUGUGUGUGUGUGUGUGUGUGUGUGUGUUUUAACCAUCAUCUUUUGAUCAUCAUGACCAAUAAUGAAACAUUUACUCCAAGUCUCCGGUUUUUUAUUUCUUGAAUUUGUCCUUUGUGUAAUUGAUAGAAUGUUCUUGAAUUUGGUUUCUGCCCAUCAGGUGCCAGAUGCCCCUUUUAUUCCUUAGUUGGACCAUCAGGGUAUCUGAGGUGCUGGGUGAGGAGGGUUGAAACACGCCAGCCUUCUUUUUACCACCCCGCCCCCCGCCCCCCGUCCCCCGCUUGUGGGCUGCCCCGUGUUGGACUGAGUGCACUGAAUUGGUAAGAAAACAAAUCCAAUUUUCCUUUGCAUGGAUUGACAUUCUAACGUGGUCCCCAAGAUGCAGAGUAAGAAGGAAGUCCUCACUUUAGGGGUGUGGGAUGCUAGGUGGUCACAAAUAGUGAGCUAGUGAGGAAAUAAAACGUUUGUUAGUGGAAAGCAGAGGGGAUCAUUUCAGAUCCAGCAGUCAUCCCUUUAUCCAGAACGCCAAACCACGGCUGGGAAAGGAGUCUCCCUCCUCCUAUCCCUGCAAACAGGAGUGGGGUGGGGGCAGCCUGUGUGAACAGGAUCCCAGGGCACCUCUCCACCCUGCCCCUCACACUGUAGUUUUGUACAGCUUUGUAAAUAAAUCGUUUGGUAUUGCUAUCCCCCCCACCCCCACUAGUGGUACUGCAAUUUAGCUUCAUUUUAGAAUAGGAUAACAGGAGGGAUCAGAGAUGAUGAUGAUGAUGAUGAUGAUGAUGAUGAUGAUGAUGGCGGUGGUGGCAGCUAACACAUAGGCAACAUUUACUAGAUGCCUGACAAUUUUCUGAGUCAAUAUAUAUAUAUACUCACUUAAUCCUCACAACAACUCUAUUAUCCCAUUUUGCAGACAAGACAACUGAGACUUAGAAAGGUUAAGUAACUUGCUCAAGGCCACACAGGUUGUAAGUGAGAGAACAAAGACGUCAAUUCUGGUGUUUUGCUUCCAGAGUCCAAGUUCUUAGCUCCGGCACUGUGCUGCUUCUCAAUACUCUCGAACUAGGAUAUAAGUCUUAGGACAGUGUUCCUCAGACUGCGAGUUGUAACUCAUUGGAUUGUGAAAUCAACUUAGUGUGUGCCACCCAAAUUAAAUUUUUUAAAAAUAGGAAUAGAAGAGAAUUUAAAUGGAAACGGAAAUAGAAAAUAACAUAUCAAAGUGAUUCCAGGCAGUAACAGAGAUAUUGUUUUAUGGAAAUUGUAUUUCAAUUUUAUAUUUGUAUGUAAGUUCCAGGUCAUAGCAUAAGAUGUAUUUAUUUUUAACUUUUUAUUUUAUAUUGGAGUACAGUUGAUUAACAAUGUCAUGUUAGUUUCAGGUGUAUAGCAAAGUGAUUCAGUUAUACAUAUACAUGUAUCUAUUCUUUUUCAAAUUCUUUGCUCAAUAUUAUGUAACAACCUAAAUGGGAAAAGAAGAUGUAUUUCUUACUAGAGGUUGCAGUCAAACCUUUGGAAAGUCACUGCCCUAGAAUGAAUAAGGAGCCCAAAGCUGUAACCCCAGGGGCUUCAGAAACCUGCUGUGCUUGAGAAAGUGAGAGGCUUUGCCCAUACCAUCAAGAACUGUCUGCUUCUGGGGACUUCCCUGGUGGCGCAGUGGUUAAGAAUCCACCUGCCAAUGCAGGGGACACAGGUUCGAGCCCUGCUGCGGGAAGAUCCCACAUGCCGCAGAGCAACUAAGCCCGUGCGCCACAACUACUGAGCCUGCACUCUAGAGCUGCGAGCCACAACUACUGAGCCCAUGUGCCACAACUACUGAAGCCUGUGUGCUUAGAGCCCGUGCUCUGCAGCAAGAGAAGCCACCGCAAUGAGAAACCUGCACACCGCAACAAAGAGUAGCCCCUGCUCGCCGCAACUAGAGAAAGCCCACGUGCAGCAAAGAAGACCCAA